GAGCCUUCUCUCCCCAUUCAAUAUCCACUCUUUAUAUGUUGACCUCAGCUCCGUCGACUUUUCCAUAGUCACUGAGCUCGUGCUCUGCUCGCGCCACUCCUCCUGCCUAGUGCCUAGGGUUUCGACUCCGCAGUUCUCCAUUCCUGAUCGUCAUCUUAAGAAGGAAUCAUGGGAAAGUCCUAUCCGACUGUCAGCGAGGAAUACAAGAAGGCCAUCGACAAGUGCAAGAAGAAGCUCAGAGGUCUCAUCGCUGAGAAGAACUGUGCUCCGAUCAUGCUCCGCAUCGCAUGGCACUCAGCUGGUACCUUUGAUGUGAAGACAAAGACUGGAGGUCCUUUUGGAACCAUGAAGAACCCGGCAGAGCUUGCUCACGGGGCCAACAAUGGUCUUGAUAUCGCCGUCAGACUCUUGGAGCCCAUAAAGCAGCAAUUCCCUAUCAUCUCCUAUGCUGAUUUCUACCAGCUUGCUGGUGUUGUUGCUGUUGAAGUUACUGGUGGACCUGAGAUCCCCUUCCACCCCGGAAGAGAGGACAACCCACAUCCACCCCCUGAAGGGCGCCUUCCUGAUGCUACCAAGGGUGCUGACCACCUUAGGGUAGUAUUUGGGGAACAGAUGGGCCUGAGUGACAAGGACAUUGUUGCUCUCUCUGGUGGCCACACCCUGGGAAGGUGCCACAAGGAGAGGUCUGGAUUUGAGGGACCCUGGACCAAGAAUCCUCUCAUCUUUGAUAACUCUUACUUCAAGGAACUAUUGAGUGGAGAGAAAGAAGGCCUUCUGCAACUGCCUUCUGACAAGACUCUUCUUUCCGACCCUGUCUUCCGCCCUCUUGUGGAGAAGUAUGCUGUGGAUGAAGAUGCUUUCUUCGAAGAUUACACUGAGGCUCAUCUGAAGCUCUCUGAGCUCGGAUUCGCCGAUGCCUAAGCUCUUGCAGUAGUAGAGCGGUUCUAGCAGUGCCAGGAGAAAGCUAUCUGUUGCGUUUUUUGAUGAUAAGGUUUAAACUCUGGGAUGUUAUGGGUUGAUGGAUGUGGUUGUUAAUUUCUUGCUCCUUUUUUGUUGGACAUGUUAGUACUGCUAGUUGGGAGAAACUCGGGCAUAUUGUUACUGCACUCUUAUUUCUGGGUCACCGCUAUUAUCUGCACAUUUCUGUGUUAAUCAUCGUUCAAAGUCCUUCAGGAUCGUCAGUUGAGAUAUAAAAUUGGUCAAUAAAUCGUUUUCCGUUUAGGCCUA
Punica granatum (pomegranate) is the source of this 1227-nucleotide messenger RNA. The record is from RefSeq and is a predicted model, not a curated record. Lineage: Eukaryota; Viridiplantae; Streptophyta; Magnoliopsida; Myrtales; Lythraceae.